This is a messenger RNA of Amblyraja radiata (thorny skate), 3740 nucleotides long. RefSeq names its product ARF GTPase 5. Gene Ontology annotation, molecular function: GTP binding; GTPase activity. The transcript is spliced from 6 exons. Lineage: Eukaryota; Metazoa; Chordata; Chondrichthyes; Rajiformes; Rajidae. The record is from RefSeq and is a predicted model, not a curated record. The coding region runs from base 298 to 840 and encodes 180 amino acids.
GACGUCAUUCCUUUAUUGUUGGCCGGACACGAUCAUCGAAACGUCAGCCGCACUCGCGCUUUCGGUCUGUUAAUUUGGUUGUCGAUCCUUUUACAGUUCCGAACCCGGCGCCAGGCUCCCGCCGCUACGCUCUCCAGCCAACUAGCUCUCCAGUCAGCCCGACCGACCGACCGCCCGCCCGCCGACGGGAUCCGAACACGCCCGAGUCUCCACUCGGUCGGAUCCGCCCCGAGCCCGCAACCUCCCAUUUGCUGCCGUCCGCCCGCGAGCUGCCAGGCCACGACCGCGUUCGCAGCCAUGGGCAUGAGCAUGUCGAUCUUGUUCGCCCGGCUGUUCGGAAAGAAGCAGAUGCGGAUCUUGAUGGUGGGACUUGAUGCUGCUGGGAAAACUACAAUCCUGUACAAACUAAAGCUGGGUGAGGUCGUCACCACCAUUCCAACAAUAGGAUUUAAUGUGGAAACUGUAGAGUACAAGAAUAUUUGUUUCACUGUGUGGGAUGUUGGGGGUCAGGAUAAAAUCCGUCCAUUGUGGAGACAUUACUUCCAAAACACACAGGGUCUAAUCUUUGUCGUGGACAGCAAUGAUCGAGAAAGAGUGCAGGAGUCAUUAGAUGAACUACAGAAAAUGCUGCAAGAGGAUGAGCUAAGGGAUGCAGUAUUGCUGAUAUUUGCGAACAAGCAGGAUUUGCCAAAUGCUCUGGGCGUUACAGAGCUUUCCGAGAAACUGGGAUUACAACGUAUGAGCGGCAGAACUUGGCACAUUCAGGCAACAUGUGCUACCCAAGGUAGUGGUCUAUAUGAGGGACUGGAUUGGUUGUCCAGCGAGCUGCACAAACAGUAGAAGAAUGACAUGAAUGAUCUCGCCUGCAUUGGUGUGACAACUGCGAGGAUGUGAAUUCAAAGACUUUUAACACCGUUUUUUUUCCCCCCCCCCCUUUUCAUUCUAUACUGUUAUUUUGCAUUUCAUCAUCUUUUAUUUGUCAGCUCUUUAUGAUGCAUGGUUUUUUUAAAGUUUAUUAAUGGUUUGAGGAUUAUCCAUUCAUUCAACAAUGCAUGGAUGUUCCUUGCAGGACCAUUUUGAGGAGUAACAGCACAAGUUGCCUCUUAGUAGCAAGUUGGAACUUGUGUUUGUGACGAAGAGAAUUCUGUAACCAGCUUCCAACUACAAUAGAUUCCCAUUUGCAAUUCUAAGUACAUAUGUACCCAAAUAACUGGAUGAAUCGCUUCAACAGUAUCCCACAGAGCUUGUUUAAUCUUCUGAUUUUGGACCAUAGAGUAUUUUAAAUGGUUGCUUGUUGCACAAUGAUGCCCCCUCCCCUCUUCAGAGUUCCACAACUAUCAAUCUUUUUACUGUAUGUGGAUUCCAGAAAAAUUGGUUUUGCAGAUGUUUGCUUUUUUGGCUGCAGGUGCCGUCGUGAGCAUGGCUGCAUUGUUUCAGAUUUAGAAAAUGUCUGGACACGUGAAGCCUCGUUCAGUCACCAGCUAACCUGUAACUUGUAGAAUGAGUUUUUAAUCUUCAAUUGUGAAGAGUACCAGUUAUAAGAUGAACAGAUACAUGAGCAAUCGUAGCUUAACUGCAGCAAUCAGGUGUUGACUGGAUAAACUAACUUUCUUUUCAUUAACUUUACCCUGCGUUAAAGAGCUUUUAAUCUUCAAUGUGUCAAGUUGCCCUAUUUUGAUGGUUAGGUCAUGUCUCCCCUGCCCAGUAUAUUUCUCCAGUACAGGAUAACAGUGCUGGCAUUUUCUCCUCAGUGGAACAUGGGGCCACUGCUGUGAGUUGUGGGUCAAUAUCACUGUUAAGUUAGUGCAGAUCUUGGUAGGAAAUGCUUUUUGAAUGGAGGUAUCUCUCUUAAAAUUACAAGAAUUUAUAUACUUGAUGGCUGUGCAUUUAUUUUCUCUACAAUUUAGGAAUAAACAAUGAGGUUACAAAGGGCACUGGUUUGCUGUUUUAAUGGCUUGUGAGUAAAUCAUAUUUUCCACAGUAGUAUAGGGAAAACUUGAUUAAUAAUUGUGCCUCUUUGAGACAUGUAUGUGUGUGUAUAUAUAUAAUAUAUAUAUAUAUGUGUGUGUAUAUAUAUAUUUUAUAUAUAUAUAUAUAUAUAUAGUUUAAAAAUACAGCCAAAUCUUAAAUUGUAUGCAUGGAGCAUUUACCUCAUUCUGCCAUGGUAUGUAUUUGUGCUUAUGUAAAAAUUAUGGGAAGCCCUUCUGAAAUUCCCCUUGUGUUAAUGUAAUGUUCUUUUGGUUAUGUAAACACUUUGAGCAUUAGCUGCUGUAAACACAUCUGCAAAGGUAUUGCGUUCCCUGUGGAAACUGUGAUCCUGAUAACUGGCAUUAAUCUAAACAAUAAAUCAGUGAGCUGAGACAAACCAUACUGAAAUUGCUGAGGCAUAGUACCUUUCCUGAAACUGAUUUAAUCUUAAUAAAGGCCUUUUCAGAAACAUUCCCUAACAUUUUGCGCAUGAAUUGUGCUUUCACACACUUUUUUUAAAGAACCAGUUUAAGCCUAUUGUGAGUUUCUGACAUGAUGGGCAACGUGGUUGUUGAUGGUCUGGGAAAUAGCUUUCACAAUGUUUGUGAGGGGGAAACAUUAGCUUUGGGCAAUGAGGGGCCUGUAAUUGGGGCAGAGUUACAAUCUAGGUGGAUGAUCUAGUAGGUGCUUUUUUUAAAUGGAGGCGGUGGAGUGGUAGUGAGAAAGGACUGCAGUUCUGGAGCUUAAAUAUUUGGCCUAGAGAAUACAAACCUUAUUGCUCAAUUCAGUUUUUCUCUCCUCUAAAGAGUAGGGUUGAGGACCCUGGUUAGGUGGAAGAUCAGGAGCCAGCAAGAACCAACUGUAGUGUUCGAUGAUAAUGACUCUAUGUCCUCUAAUGUGCUCAAUAGAAGUUUCAGAUUUAAAUGGAACAGCCAACAGUUGCCACAUGCAGAAGUGAUCAAAAUUCUGAUGAAAGAUUGUAAAUCUGAAAGAUUUUCAAUUACCCUUUUCACAGAUGCUAACUAUUUCUAGUGUUUUGUAUAUUUUAGACUUUCAGCAGGUGCAGAUAUUUUGCAUUUCAAUCACCCAUAGAAGACUUGGCUUUAAUUUUUAGCGUAUGAUCCUCUGUCCUAGAGCAAUGGAAAUAUGUAUUUACCGUCAAUCCUCUUAAACAUCAAAUUAUCACAAUUGUAUCAAUUCCAAUUAUUACGAUCAUGGUUUGUACAAUUACAAUCUCUCCCUGUAAUUCAACACUUACAAGAAGGAUACCUGGACGCCUGUGUUUUAAAAUACAAGCUGUCCAAAGUUGCUCCUUGCAUUCCCAUUAUGGUCAACCCAAAUAAAUCUUUGUGUUCAUAUUCUGUAAUAUUCUGAUUUUGCAGUCCUCUAGAAAUGAAGGUCAACAUUUCAUUAGUUUUUAUUUUUUGUACAUUUUAAUGUGUAUGAUCUAUAAAUCUCUUUAGACCUCCAACGUGACUUUCAUGAUUUAACAAAUACCCUGUUCUACUUUUAAAUCUAAACUGGAUUAAUUCCCAUUUGUCUCCAUUGAAAGGCAUUUUCUAGUUUGCCUAUUUAAUCAACAUUUGUAUUUAACACUACCAUUUACAAUACCAUCUAUCUUUGUCAACAGCACAUUUGGAUGUGUACCUUUAUCUGAAGUAUAGAUCAUUGCGAGACACGAGUCACCCUGCCCCCUAUUCAAAUUAUUGAUUUGAUUAUUCAAAUAGAUUGCUUUCAUUGCAAUAAAAGCAAACAUUUUCUUGGGCUUUUAA